Molecule: messenger RNA, 1689 nt
Organism: Wickerhamiella sorbophila
Lineage: Eukaryota; Fungi; Ascomycota; Dipodascomycetes; Dipodascales; Trichomonascaceae
Exons: 1
Coding region: 1-1689 (562 amino acids)
Biological process (GO): SCF-dependent proteasomal ubiquitin-dependent protein catabolic process
Cellular component (GO): SCF ubiquitin ligase complex
Molecular function (GO): protein binding
Source: RefSeq, a predicted model, not a curated record
AUGCCCCAUAUCGAGGAAUAUUCCCCAGAUUGGGAUACACCAGCAGCCGCCAAAGAGCGGAGACGCAGCUCACUUUCGAGACGUAACUCUUCCGUAUGGCUGGCCUCGGCGGCGAUGGAUAGCCAGGGCCCCAGCCGGGCAGUCAGCCGCUGUCCCUCGGGCUGGAACCUCACGGGCCUCACUCCGUUGACCCCGCUGACCCCCGUGAUUCCGCACAAAAAGAAGCGUUCGCUUGACUCCCUGCCCCAGGAAAUCCUCACUAUCAUUCUCCAGUACGUCGUGUCCUCGGAUACGGGGCCUGCUGAUUUGUGCCGCCUCCUAGCCACCUGUGGGAGAAUUUAUGAUCUCGGCGUUGCAAUGCUUUACAGACACGUGGUUUUCCGUACUCCUCAUGCGUUUGACAAGUUCAGAUGGUCUAUCGAAGGUACAGGCUAUGGACAGCAUGUACGAGUCUUUGAUUUCAGCGCGUUCACUUCGGUUGGACUGGGCCGCACAAAGCGGAUGAAUUCAGAAAUCCAGAUGGUGACGGCGUCAACGAUUCGACGGGCUCUUGAUUUAUGCAGCCAACUAGUUGAGUUUUUGGCGGCAGAGAGCAUUGACACCGAUUUGGAUGCUGCGGUGCUCGAUCAGCUGUUGACCAUGCCGGUCCUGCAAACUCUUGAUUUUUGUGGUGCAACGGCGCCCCAAUUCAUCGAACAGCUCCAUGGCUCGCUCGUAAUGCAGCAGGACUUUUCCUUCUACACUUUAACCAAGCUCUCUCUGCACUGCUGUAAUACGAUCCCCGCAGAGACCUUGACAGCGUUCUUAUCCAAAUGUCCGAAUCUGACUCGCUUGGACGUCACCCACACCCAACUAACUGACGAGGCCUUACACGCAGUGCCUCCAACUGUGCAGUUGACGCACCUCUCGCUCUCUCGCUGCGUUAGAGUUUCGAAUCACAGCGUGGUCAGAUUCCUUGUUUUACAUCCGGCAUGCAAAAAACUCAAAUGGCUAAACCUUAUGUUUGAAGCAACAAAGCCGAACCCGCUGGGUCACCGCGAUAUCGAUACAAUCUUGCGCUUUUUGCCCAAGGGCAUGACCUAUCUGAACAUAUAUGGCCAAAAGGUCACUGAUGAUCUCCUCCAGCUAAUUGAUACAAGCAAACUGCGAAGUUUGUGGUUGGGAUACACCCAAGUGACAAUGAAAGGCCUAGAGCACUUUCUGCCUAGCUGUCGCUCACUCAAGUUUGUGAACUUGAGUGGUAUCCCGUCUAUUUCUACAUGGACUCUUAAAAGUCAGGAGUUCCAGAACCUCAGUUCUACAGUCGACAUGUUCGAAUUCAGCCCCGAGACGCUGGACAAGCUGGCGAAAAUGAGAGGCUUUUUUGUGUUCCAAGGCCGCGGCCGCCGGUGCUGGCUAUUCCGGUCGAAAGACAAGGUGUUGGAACGAGAGCAGUCUCAGCAUAAUCUCCGGCAGACUUCAUUCUCAUUCGGCCAAGUUGCGCUGGAUCGCAUCAAUGCCCGAAACCAAGCCCGUCGUCCCAUGGUUCAGGUCCAGCAAACCGAAAAACCUCCGCCUUCCUGGGAUCCCAUCUGGAGGUACGCCUCUGUGAAAGUCAACGUGUCUUUGAUCGGGCUUGGAAACGUCUCAUCUCCUGCAAUCUACGGAAACGAAGGAUUUUACAAUUACUAUGCGUACCAUAAUAUUUAA